UUUUCUUUCUCUCGGUGGCGAACGAGAGAGAAAGAGAAUGGGGUUAGACGAGGAUGAUUUCGUAUUCCUUGGGACGCCGAUAGAGCGCGAGGACGAAAUCGCUAGCCGGAAGAAGAAAGCAGUGGCGGGGGCUUCAGGAACCCUAAAAACUCUCCCUGCUUGGAAGCAAGAGGUGACUGAUGAAGAAGGGCGGAGAAGGUUCCAUGGAGCAUUUACUGGUGGAUAUUCUGCUGGUUAUUACAAUACAGUUGGGUCAAAAGAGGGGUGGGCUCCACAGUCGUUUACGUCGUCAAGGAAGAACAGAGCUGGAGCGAGACAGCAAAGUAUUUCAGACUUUUUAGAUGAAGAUGAAAAGGCGGAGUUUGAGGGCCAGUCACUGUCUGCAAGCUCACAAUUUGACACGUUUGGAUUUACAGCAGCCGAACAUUCUCGCAAGCAAGCUGAGAAGGAACAGCAUGAAAGGCCAUCAGCGAUUCCUGGCCCAGUUCAUGACGAACUUAUUGCUCCAGCUCCGGAAUCAAUUGGGGUCAAACUUUUGUUAAAGAUGGGAUGGCGACGUGGUCAUUCAAUAAAGGAUGUGCGUGCUAGUUCAGAUGCUCGUAGAGAAGCUAGAAAAGCAUUCUUAGCCUUCUCCGCUGAUGAGAAUACUAAGGAAUCUUCGGACUCACUGGUUUUGGAGACUGAAGCGGAAACUUCUCUGGGUCCACAGUUCAGUGAAGAUAUUAAAUUUUCUGAAACCACACCUGUAUAUGUUCUCAAUCCAAAGCAGGACCUGCAUGGUUUAGGAUAUGAUCCUUUUAAGCAUGCUCCUGAGUUUAGAGAAAACAAAAGAUCUCGCUUGUCCGCCAGUAAGGAGACUGGCAACAGAAAACCUUUGUCAAUGAAGGAAAGUCUUUUCGGACCAAAAUCAGGAAAGCUUGCUCCUGGUUUUGGCAUUGGCGCACUUGAAGAGCUUGAUAUCGAGGAUGAAGAUGUCUAUACUGGAUAUGACUUUGAUCAGACUUAUGUCAUAGAAGAUGAACAGCCAGCAAGACCGAGCAAUGACAACAAUACACUUAGGUUAACCUCAAAGGAGCAUAACGUUCUGCCUGGUUUUGGAGCUGCUUCGAAUUCCGACUACAGUGUAGAAAGAUUUGCUCCUCCAAAAAUCCCAAAGGACUUUGUGGCCCGCCAUAAAUUUUCUGGUCCCCGGGAGGCUGAAACUAAGCCAACUGCGUCUGCUCCUCCAGAUGUUCCUCCCCCUGAAGAUAAGAAUCUGAAACUUCUGAUCGAUGGCUUUGCAACAUUUGUUUCCCGCUGCGGGAAACUGUACGAGGAUCUUUCUAGAGAGAAGAACGAAUCAAAUCAGCUGUUUGAUUUUCUUCGGGGAGGUAGCGGUCAUGAAUACUAUGCAAGAAGGCUGUGGGAGGAGCAACAAAAGCGCAGUGGUCAAAGUAAUCUACAAUUAGAUGUUAAAGUCCUCCCAAGCGUGCAAAAGAUGACUGCAGAAACGCGUGGUAGCUUAUUAGGGGAAAGGCCUUUACAAAAAAGUAAGAAAGAACCUGAAACUUCUUCUUCUGGAGGAUCAUUCCAAUUCCCGACCAAUCUCUCUGACACAUUCACCAAAUCAGCUUCCUCUGUAAGUAAACU
This is a messenger RNA of Raphanus sativus (radish), 1629 nucleotides long. Its product is annotated as G patch domain-containing protein TGH-like. NCBI's taxonomy places the organism in Eukaryota, Viridiplantae, Streptophyta, Magnoliopsida, Brassicales, Brassicaceae. The record is from RefSeq and is a predicted model, not a curated record. Gene Ontology annotation, cellular component: nucleus. The annotation marks the transcript as partial. The transcript has 12 exons. Gene Ontology annotation, molecular function: RNA binding. Gene Ontology annotation, biological process: mRNA processing.